Messenger RNA from Ixodes scapularis (black-legged tick), 899 nucleotides. RefSeq lists its product as uncharacterized. The coding region runs from base 124 to 840 and encodes 238 amino acids. The transcript has 4 exons. NCBI's taxonomy places the organism in Eukaryota, Metazoa, Arthropoda, Arachnida, Ixodida, Ixodidae. The record is from RefSeq and is a predicted model, not a curated record.
GUUGAAACAGCAACCAGACUUCCUCUGGACAACAGGCCAGAGUCACCGGACCUUGGAGAGCCAUCUGGCUCUGUAUCUACAAGGAGCCUGUCACCACCGCCCCUGGAGGUGGUUGAGGUUGACAUGGUGCCGCCUGCAGAGGUGACACCUGCUGAGGUGCCGCCUGCCGAUGUGACGCCUGCUGAGGUGCCACCUGCCGAGGUGACGCCUGCUGAGGCAACACCUGCCAGGGUUACGCCUGCUGAGGCGACGCCUGCCAGGGUUACGCCUGCUAAGGUGACACCUGCGAAGACGCCUCCCGAGGUUCCUGCUGAGCUGCCUGCCGAACCUCAAGGUGCUGCUGUGGCUGCUCCACCUGGUGAGGCUGAGGCCGCCUCUUGGCCUCCUCCUCUUGCUGUUCAGGAUGGUGAGAUCCAUCUGGGACAUGGCAUCAAGAUGCGAGAGACGGUUUUCAACCACGCCUUGAGCAAGGCUGCCACCCCCGGCCGCUUUAUCAGGAUGGUGAGCAGGUCGCUGUGGGAGCCUGCGGAGCUCUUUGACAGGAGCGUGUCGGGGCAAGCGUGCAGGCGUCUCCUCAAGGAGGGUGCAGUGGGGAAAAAGCCCCUGACACCCGAAAAAAUUGAUGCUCUGGCAGUGGCCUACAGCCGCUUCGCAUUGAAGGAGGGGCAGGGCAAGAAGGAGGGAGGCAAGAAGGAGGGAGACAAGAAGGACGACAAGAAAGGCCCGAAAAAACCAAGGGACAUUGUCAAAGACCUAAUGGGUGACUACUUGGUAGACAAGAACAGGGAGGAGCAGAGGGCCCAGAAACGGAAGAAGUCCUCUGCCUGUGAGAGUGUGUGAUCUGUAAAUUUUCCCUUUUUUUUUGCAUAUAUGUCAGGGGUGGCCAGGAUGACCCUGCC